Messenger RNA from Perognathus longimembris pacificus (Pacific pocket mouse), 1116 nucleotides. RefSeq names its product hyaluronidase 3 (gene Hyal3). NCBI's taxonomy places the organism in Eukaryota, Metazoa, Chordata, Mammalia, Rodentia, Heteromyidae. Gene Ontology annotation, biological process: hyaluronan catabolic process; carbohydrate metabolic process. The record is from RefSeq and is a predicted model, not a curated record. Gene Ontology annotation, molecular function: hyalurononglucosaminidase activity. Gene Ontology annotation, cellular component: acrosomal vesicle.
AUGAGCCAGGCCCCGAACUGGGCCCAGGCAGUGAGAAGGACACCGAGGACAGACCUGGCAUACAGUGGCAAGAUCCACACAGGGGAGAAGAACGUUCAAGGAGAUGAAGGAAACUUCUGGACUUUUCCCUGCUGUGGGAAGGAAGGCCUGGCCUUGGCCACGGACGCUGCUCACAGCUCCUCUUUCCAGCUCUCGGGCAGGACGGCACAGCCAGGCCCAGCCCUGGUGCUGGGGGUGAACCUGUGCUUGGUGCACUUUCCUGGGCAGAAUAGCACCAUCUUCUACAAAAAUCAGCUUGGCCGCUAUCCUUCCCUGGGGCCCCAGGGCAUAGCUUACAAUGGGGGCGGGGGGGGGGGGGGAAUCCCCCAGGGUCACCUGGCCCGGGCUGCCCAGCAGAUCGGCCUCGGCCUGCGAUCCAGCUUCAGGGGCCUGGCAGUACUGGACUGGGAGGAAUGGCAUCCACUCUGGACUGGGAACGAGUGUGGCAAUGGCUGGCACCAUAUGGCUUCCAACUACACGGGCCACUGCCACACAGCUACCCUUGCCUCAAACACCCAGCUGCAUUGGUUGGGAGCUGCCUCGAGUGCUCUCUUCCCCAGCAUUCUCCCACCCAGGCUGCCACCUGCCCACCACCAAGCCUUCGCACACCGCCUGGAAGAGGCUUUCCGGGUGGCUCUUGCUGGGCAUAUCCACCCUCUACCUGUCCUGGCCUAUGCCCGCCUCACACACCAGGAUUCUCGGAGAUUCCUGUCUCAGAAUGACCUGGUGCAGACCAUUGGUGUGAGUGCAGCACUGGGGGCAGCGGGUGUGGUGCUCUGGGGGGGCCUGAGUUUCUCCAGCUCUGAGGGUGCCUGCUGGCGUCUCCAUGACUACCUGGUGGGCACCCUAGGUCCCCACGUGAUCAGUGUGACCAAGGCAGCCAAGGCCUGCAGUCACCAGCGGUGCCAUGACCAUGGCCGCUGUGUACGACGAGAUCCAGGACACAUGGAAGCCUUUCUGCACCUGCAGCCAGACGGCAGCCUUGGAACUUGGGAGUCCUUCAGCUGCCGCUGUUAUUGGGGCUGGAUUGGCCGGACCUGCCAGACCCCUAAGCCUGGGCUGAAAGAAGCAACAUAA